AUGAUCCACUGUGAACUCAUCAUAGUAUCAUUGGAAGAUGUAGCAGGAGAUUUCGCUGCUUUAUCGUACGUAUGGGGCUCGCCAUCCAAUAGAGAGAGGAUCACAGUCAACGGUACCGAUGUCCCGGCCACGAUGAACCUAGAAGCCGCACUGAGGAGGGUACGGAACACAGAAAAGGUCGAGCUGCUAUGGGUGGACGCCAUAUGUAUAAAUCAAACGGAUAUCGUGGAGAAAAACAUACAAGUAAUGCGAAUGAAAGAGAUAUAUACGAAGUCCGCCCGAGUACUAGUAUGGAUUGGCGAU
Cucurbitaria berberidis CBS 394.84 is the source of this 303-nucleotide messenger RNA. RefSeq names its product heterokaryon incompatibility. The transcript has a single exon. The record is from RefSeq and is a predicted model, not a curated record. Lineage: Eukaryota; Fungi; Ascomycota; Dothideomycetes; Pleosporales; Cucurbitariaceae. The annotation marks the transcript as partial.